Molecule: messenger RNA, 1367 nt
Organism: Cucurbita pepo subsp. pepo (vegetable marrow)
Lineage: Eukaryota; Viridiplantae; Streptophyta; Magnoliopsida; Cucurbitales; Cucurbitaceae
Product: F-box/kelch-repeat protein At3g06240
Molecular function (GO): protein binding
Source: RefSeq, a predicted model, not a curated record
UCAUUCCAAACCCUAAUUUGCAUCUGUUUUUUCUCUCUCUCCUCAAGACCUCUUUUCUAAUGGCGGCCGAGAUUGUCGGAAAUAAUCUCGAAAUGGCGAUGGAGAUUCUGUCGCAUCUUCCACCGGAGACUCUCCUCCGAUUUAAAUCCGUCCAGAAGUCCUGGUACGCCCUAAUCAACGACCCUCAAUUCGUAUCAAAAAAUUUAUCAAAUUCUCUUGAACACAAAUGCAUUUUGCUCAAGCGUGUAGUGACGAACAAUGCUGGAGAAGAGGAAAUUAUGCUCUCUAUCCUCAACUUUCCCUUCAAUUCAUCUAUGUCUGUUAUCGAUCUAGAUAUUCCAUACGAUGAGUAUUCCCGGUUUUAUAAAAUCAACGGUCAUUCUCACGGCUUAAUCUGUUUCGCCUGUGGUAGUUUUGAUAUUCUCCUAUGUAAUCCGGCAACUAGAGAGUUUCGUAAACUACCGCCGUCCAUUCUUCUUACCACUAGACCUUCCAAUAAUCCUGACACUCAUCGUUCAGCAAGGAACUCCAUUGGAUUUGGGUACGAUGCGAAAUCUAGGGAUUUCAAAGUUCUUAGGGUUGUGUAUUUUUUUAACGAUGCUAGGCAUUUUCUUUAUUAUAAAGCAGAAAUUUACCAUUUGAGCAAAGAUAGAUGGAGAGAAAUUGAAUUCCCAAGUUAUGGAUAUUCAAGUUAUACGCCUGAAUUUGAUUUGUAUCAUGAGGGAGUAUAUUAUUGGUGGGAGCGAAAUGGUAAAAAUAUACUGUCAUUUGACAUGAGCGAGGAGAUUUUUGGCAAAAUUUCCUUGCCAGAGAGUUUCAAUACGAAGAAUUUGAAUAGGGAGAAUUGCAAGAUUUUAGGGGUUUUAAAUGGAUCCAUUGUUGUCUUUGAUCAUGAGUGUGAAGUGAAUGAUGAAAAUACGUUCUAUAUUUGGGAGAUGAAAAAGGAUGAAUGCGGUGUUAUUUCGUGGUCAAACCUCUUGACAAUUGGCCCGAUUUUAGGAAUUCGUAAACCGUUGUUGUUUGUGAGCUCGGAUGAAGUUUUAAUGGAGGAUAACGAAGCGCAAGUGGUUUUGUACAAUAUUAAAACUCAACUGAUGAACGUGAUUCCAUUGAAAGGCCAAGGCAUUCUAAGAAGAUGUCAAGAAGCUACCUUUGUGACAAAGAAUUUGAUAUCUGUGAUGGGAGGAAAUAAUAGUAUGAGUUAUGUACGAUGAUGCAUGCCUCGUAAACUCUUUACACUUGUGUACAAGGCGUGCAUUGGAAGGUUGUUGUUGGUGUCUACUAGUUUUCAUUGCCCUCCUGUUUUAAAAAGAGAUAUUAUGUACCCAUUUACUUGCCUUUCUUUUUAUGUUUCCAUUCCGCUGUUA